Molecule: messenger RNA, 1314 nt
Organism: Aspergillus pseudoviridinutans
Lineage: Eukaryota; Fungi; Ascomycota; Eurotiomycetes; Eurotiales; Aspergillaceae
Product: histidinol dehydrogenase family protein
Exons: 4
Coding region: 1-1314 (437 amino acids)
Biological process (GO): L-histidine biosynthetic process
Cellular component (GO): cytoplasm
Molecular function (GO): histidinol dehydrogenase activity; metal ion binding; NAD binding
Source: RefSeq, a predicted model, not a curated record
AUGGCAAGACGUCACCUCAAGAGUUGCGCAGAUAGCGCGUCCAACUCGACAGCGCCCCAAGUCGACGUUAGCACCAUUGUCAAGGGCGUGAUCGACGACAUUCGCACCAAUGGAGACACAGCAGUGCGCAAGUACUCGGAGAAGUUUGACAAAUGGUCGCCUGCCUCGUUCAAACUCUCCCGAGAAGAUAUUGAGGCUUCCAUUGCGGCCUGCUCUGCACAAACAAUCGAGGAUAUUAAGCAGGUCCAGAGGAAUGUGCGGGCGUUUGCACAAGCGCAACGUGACUCGAUCAAAGAUUUUGAGUACGAAAUCCAGCCAGGCGUGUUCCUUGGACUGAAAAAUCUGCCUAUCCAGACAGUUGGAGCCUACAUCCCAGGCGGGCGAUACCCCCUCCUUGCCUCCGCCCAUAUGACCAUUCUCACAGCCAAAGUAGCUGGCGUCCCAAAGGUCAUUGGCUGUACUCCUCCUAUCGCAGGCAAGAUCCCUCACGCCACCAUCGCAGCCAUGCAUCUCGCAGGUGCAGACGAAAUCUACCUGCUUGGAGGAGUGCAAGCCAUUGCAGCCAUGGCACUGGGCACCGAGACCAUGGCCAAGGUGGAUUUCAUCGCGGGGCCAGGCAACGCCUUUGUCGCCGAGGCGAAGAGGCAGUUGUUUGGCGAAAUUGGGAUUGAUCUUUUCGCGGGACCGACGGAGAUUCUUAUUGUGGCUGAUGAGACGGCCGAUCCCUUUACGGUGGCAACGGACAUUCUCUCGCAGGCUGAGCAUGGGCCUGAUUCGCCCGCGGUGAUCAUCACCACGUCCGAGGCCGUUGGUCGAGAAUCGAUGCGGCUUAUUACCGAGCUAUUGAAGAACCUGUCGACCGCUGAACUAGCGGGAACCUCGUGGGAACGGUUCGGCGAGGUGAUCGUUGUGGACUCGCUUGAUGAAGCUUGGACACUGGCGGAUGAAUAUGCCAGCGAGCAUGUCCAGAUCCUCACCAAAGAGCCACGCGAAGCCCUCAGGAAAAUGAAUGCCUACGGUGCUUUAUUCCUUGGAGAAAAGACUUGUGUCUCCUACGGCGAUAAGGUCAUUGGCACCAACCACGUCCUCCCCACCAAGAAAGCUGCGAGAUAUACGGGAGGUCUGUGGGUGGGAAAGUAUCUUCGCACCGUGACAUAUCAAGAAGUCACCAGCCGUCAGGCAAGCGGAGAAUUGGGACGGCUGUGUGGAAGAGCAGCACGCGCUGAGAACUUUGAGGGUCAUGCACGGUCUGGCGAUCUUCGGGCUAACAACUAUCUCGGUGAUCAGUUUGAAUGGAUUGAAAGGGACAGGUAG